Aethina tumida (small hive beetle) is the source of this 2788-nucleotide messenger RNA. RefSeq lists its product as uncharacterized. Bases 166 to 2025 code for a protein of 619 amino acids. The record is from RefSeq and is a predicted model, not a curated record. The transcript has 3 exons. Lineage: Eukaryota; Metazoa; Arthropoda; Insecta; Coleoptera; Nitidulidae.
UCGCAGUGGAUCAACUUGUUUAUUUUGGUUAUGUGUUAGUGCAUUCGGUUGUGGACUCAGUGCGAUAAGGAUUAACUUUUUUUUUUUUGACACCAAGUGCUGUGAACUUUUAACAAAUAUUGGAUUAUUUACAAGCCGAUAUCUGAGGUACGCUGGCACUGCACCAUGACAAGGUCAUUUAAAUUUUACGUCCUCGGUAUAUACGCUGUAUUACUGCUAGGGGAAAUCCGCUGCGAUGCUCCCCUGUCAGACUCAGCCUCCCUCCCCUUGGAACACCGGGCGGUUUACGGCCCUCCGUUGUCAGGACCGGGGUACGCACCCCCCGCACUUUUACAAGGUGCCGGAGGCGGCGGCGGCGGCGACGACCCAUGGCCAUUAGCAACCCCCGACAUGCCCCAGAUCAAGCACCUGCAAGUCCAGUGCGAGAAGACGCAUAUGCGAGUCAACAUCGAAUUCGACCGACCAUUUUACGGAAUGAUAUUCUCGAAGGGUUUCUACAGUGAUCCACAUUGUGUGCAUUUGAAGCCGGGAACCGGGCAUUUAAGUGCUACCUUCGAAAUCUUCUUGAACAGUUGCGGUAUGUCCUCGUCAGCUAACCACAAUGCGGCUAGCUACGGUGGACCGACACCCAGUGGAAGCUACGUCGAGAACACGAUCAUCAUCCAAUACGAUCCGUACGUGCAGGAAGUUUGGGAUCAAGCCAGAAAGUUGAGGUGCACCUGGUACGAUUUUUACGAGAAGGCGGUCACCUUUCGGCCCUUUCAAGUCGACAUGCUCCACGCUGUUACCGCCAACUUCCUCGGAGACAACCUGCAAUGCUGGAUGCAAAUUCAAGUAGGAAAGGGACCUUGGGCCUCCGAAGUAUCGGGCAUUGUCAAGAUUGGACAGACCAUGACCAUGGUGUUGGCUAUCAAGGAUGACGAAAACAAAUUCGACAUGUUGGUUCGUAACUGUGUGGCUCACGACGGCAAACGUGCCCCUAUCCAACUUGUCGACCAGUACGGCUGCGUGGUACGACCUAAGAUCAUGAGCAAGUUCCAGAAGAUCAAGAACUUCGGACCAUCAGCUUCAGUGGUGUCGUUCGCCUACUUCCAAGCCUUCAAAUUCCCCGACUCCAUGAACGUACACUUCCAAUGUGUCAUCCAAGUAUGCAGAUAUAACUGUCCGGAACCGAAAUGCGGCGGCCAUGGCCUAGGAUUGACAAGCGAAUACGGCCCACCACCUCUAGGAAACGCUCUGGGAAGCGGCGACUUUGGAGGACACGGCGACUUGAAUUCCGAGUACGGUUUACCUCCAGCCGCCGAGUAUGGACUUCCUCAAGCAUUCCCUGACCCAAGGAACCCACCAGGACCCACCGGAUCUUACUCCGAACCACACCCCGACGUAGUACCCGCCCCACAGGCACAGACAUCUUCGUCCUCCACAUCCAACCCACCAAACCUCUCAUCACCCGCACCUCAGGUAUCCGCCCAGACCAGCAACGAAAUCCACUUGCCUCCUCCACCACCACCAGGCCACCACGGAUCUUACAACACGGUGAAGAGGAAGAGCAACAUCGCCGACGAAUUCGAAGGUAACCUGGCCACGUUGGGAGGCAGGCCCAGAUCCGUCGAGAACCUACCGGCCGAAUUGCAAGGAGCCAGACGAAGACGCAGCCCCGAAGUUUACAACAUUGUGGUCAGUCACGUUUACAAGCGCGAAGCACAAGAAAUGACCGACGUCAACACUAGUCGUACCAUCCAAGUGGUAGCCCCAGGAGACGUAAACUUCGCCCUGAACUCGGCCCAAAGCAACGAGACUGUAGUGAUCCAAUCGGCAUCGUCCGCUGAUCCGGAAACGAUCUGCAUGUCCGUCCCGAGUUUCGUGGCCGGUCUGGUGAUGCUGUUGCUGGUACUCAUCGUGGCCAGUUUGGUGGCCGCCUUCCUGUUCGUUCGUGUACGUGCGAUAGAUCGUAAAGGAGUCGCAUCUGCCUACGUUGGAGCUAGAGGUUACGACAACGCCGAGUUUGUGAAAGUGGCAAAUUGACAAUUUGGAAUUACCCUGACUGAGUAGUGUAUUCCAAAGGUUCCAAAGAUGUUCAGGUUAAACGAGUGAUGCGCGAUCCGAUCAAAACUUCCUUCAUCGUACUGGCAUGGCGGGAAAAACUGCGUGCAACAAUUUUUUUCACUAUGUCAUAAUCAUUAGUUAAACUAUUAACUCAUCCAUCAACUUCUCGUGCUAGUGGACAGCCUGUGUAGUUCCGCUGUUGCCAGCAUGAUUCUAACCUUUAUUUAUUCUAAGUUAUUUUUUUAUAUUUUUAGAUUUUUGUUAUUCAGUGUAGAGUACGCUACUUGAAUGUGGUUGUAAGUCAUGCUCGGCAAGUUCUGUGAACAAUUCAAAAGAUCGCGACUGAUUAAUGUUGAAAGCGCUAAAGGUGACCACGCACUGGAAAGUGUGUGGUCAACUUUAGGCGUGUUCUCUAUGUGAUUUUUUGAAUUGGUCUGAUUCUACUGCCCAUAUUCUUCAUCGGUGCAGAUACUAGUCUUGUAGUUAGGGUAUAGAUCACAUGUAAAUAAUAUUGAAUGUUUCUAAAUUUAUUAUUGCAAAAUUCAGAGUAUUUGUUACUGAACAAGUCCCUCGGACUGUCAAGAUCUGCAGUAUUACAUUUUAGAAUUAUUAUUGUAUUAUACCGCGAACUAUUUUUAUUUAUUUAUUACUAUAUUUAGGAAAACUUUAUAAUUUAUUGGAUGUCUACAGUGAUUUUCAUAUAUGAAAAUUAACAUUUUUUAAAUAAACUAAUUUAUAAAUG